UUAAAUCGAAGGCACUCCUUCGAUAUUAAGUUGUUUUUGACCUACAUGAAAGUGUGUGACUUUCACGAGGUUGAAGUAAUUACAUGUUCAACUGCUUAAAACAUUGACUCGAAUCUAGGUUGUACCUCUAGAUUUCGAGAAUUUUAUUCAACCAAGGAAUCAUUUUUACCCUUCUGUCAUUGACUUGUCAAACCACGGCUUGGUCCGUUUCGCAAGUCUCGCGACCUUUCGGUGGAGUAAACAAAGACACACUACUACCUGAACUGAACAGGCUACCGAACCCUCAAUCGACCGAAAUGUCUCAACUACAGUUGUUGCGUGUAUUUUUAAAUGAGCGUUUAAUGGCGGCUGCUGUGGAGAUUUUCGGGGCAGUUGAGAAAACGGUAGUGGAGUACGAGGUGGAGAAUGAUCGGCUACGGAGACUUCUGCGGGUCACGCCGGAGAUAACACUAUGCAGAAAAGGUGACUACCUCAUGAAGCUGGUUGAGAGAAUGCCAAGCGAGUGCAAAGCUGUCAUCAAGGCAAAGGACUCCCUGCAGCUCUCUCUCGCUGUCUCUGAAGAGGAGGUUCCGAAUGAGCAGCAGCACUGUGAGAAGGAGUGGAUCCACAGUCUGGGGCAGGAGGAUCUAGAGCCCACACAGAUUAAAGAGAAGCAUGAGGAACUCAGGACCAGUCAGGAGGAAGAGCAGCUUCAAGGGCUAGAGCCUGAUAUCAUAGAGUUCAAAUUCACUCCUUCCUGUGUGAAAAGUGAACGUGAUCAGGAAGACCCACUUUGGUCCUUGACUCUGUCCCAAACAGUGGAGAACAGAGAGUGUGACUCUAAACUAGUGGAUCCUAAACCUUUUGGCACUGUGACCCACCUAAAGGGUUAUGAAAUGCUCUGUGACCCUCCAGAUAAUCAAAACAUUGUCUACAGCCACAGCUCAGCCUUAAGCAGCAACCCAGUAGGACUUGACAGAAGCCAACCAUUGGAUCCAAACCCACCAAUGGAGGAACACUGUUCCAAACCCAGCACCACAUCUAUAAAAACUCAUCGCUGCUGUGACUGUGGCAAAAUGUUUCCUCUCACAGCUGACCUGCAGAGGCAUGUGACUCUCGCCAAGAAGAGACUCAGCGAAUGUCACUUCUGCAAAAAACAGUACAUUUCCACCUGUAAACUGAAGGCCCAUGUCCGACUCUGUCACAGUGGGAAACCCUGCACCUGCCCCUUUUGUGGCAAGACCUUCAAACAAAAAGGAAAUCUGUCCAUGCACAUGAGGAUUCACACAGGAGAGAAACCAUUUAGCUGUGGUUACUGUGGGAAAAGCUUCAAUCACAAGGGAGACCUAAGAAGACAUAUACUGACUCACACAGGAGAGAAACCAUUUAGCUGUAAUUUUUGCUGUAAGUGCUUCAAUCAGAAGGGGGACCUAAGGAGGCAUACACUGACUCACACAGGAGAGAAACCAUUUAGCUGUGGUGAAUGCGGUAAAGGCUUCAUACGCAAGGAGCACUUAACUGCACAUAUACGGAUUCACACAGUAGAGUAAUCAUCACACAGCAAAGUAAUCAUUUAUCUGUGGUGACUGUGAAAAGCGUAAAUCAGAAGGGGAAGCUGAAUAUGUGUAUAUAUAUGGACUCACACAGGGAGAUAUAAUUUAGCUGUGAUGACUGCGGGGAAAGUUUCACUCAGAAGACUAAUCUAACUGACCAUAUAUGGACUCAGACAGGAGAGAAACUAUUUAUCUGUGGGAAAAGCUUCAAUAAGAAGGGGGACCUAAUUGAGAAUAAACUAAUUCACACAGGAGAGAAAUCACAUGGAUUCUCAGUCUGUAGUAAAAGAUUCAAGACUAAUCUUCCGACACAUAAAACAACAUCUACAAAGAAAGAAAACAGGAUGAAAACACAAAGAAUAAAGAAAAUCAGGACAAAUAUAUCUUCUGUCAGCAGAUGGGUAUAAAAAGGCAGGUUGUGGAUAACUUUUAGAAAAGAAACAAUCAUUCAUGCACUGGGUUUCAGAGAAAUAUAUACAUGAUGGAUUUACUUUGAAAAAUGCUCUUUGUAAAUAAAGUUUGAUUUAAAUAAUGAGGAUAUUAACAAACAGUAGUGCAUGUAUCAUGGUAAUCUCGCAGAUCUGCUGUUCAAAGUCGGUUGAUGUUUUCACGUCAUUAGAAAUAAGAAUAUCUGGUUUGUUUUGGAAUGUCUCUCAGGGUGAUGAGAAAAUGGUCUGACCAAUGUUAUUGAUUUAUAAAAAUGUAUACUUUUCUGAAAAUAUCUCCUUCAAUCCAAGAGAGUUUCUCAUGCAGUUUUGACAUAAUACAGCUCAAUCAUGAUAUUGUUUGAAAUGUAAUGAUACAGUCGACUCCUCACGAAUGCAGUUUGUAUAAGUGCAAACUCUGUUUUAAGUGUACUACAGUGUUUUUCCUGUCCCAAUUCAACAACAUCGACAACUCACCAGCCGGUUUAUUAGGUACACCCAUCUAGUACCGGUUCGGACCCCCCUUUGCCUCCAGAACAGCCUGAGCUGCAUCAUUCUACAAGGUGUCUGAAACAUUCCACAGGGAUGUUGGUCUGUGCUGAUGCGAUGGUAUCACCCAGUUGCUGCAGAUUGGACAGCGGUACAUUCUUGCUGCUAACAGCCCGUUUCAUCUCAUCCCAAAGAUGCUCUAUUGUGUUGAGGUCUGGGGACUGAGUAGGCCACUGAAGUAAACUGAACUUGCUGUCAUGUUCCAGGCAAUGUUUUUCCACUCAAUUGUCUAGUGUUGGUGAUCGUGUGCCCACUGGAGCCGCUUCUUGUUUUUAUCUGAUAGGAGUGGAACUCGGUGUGGUCGUCUGCUGCAAUAGCCCAUCCGUGACAAGGAUCGACGAGUUGUGUAUUCCGAGAUGCUGUUCUGCACACCAUUGUUGUACUGCGCCAUUACUUGUCUGUUUACGGCUCACCUGUUCAAUUGCACGAUUCUUGCUAUUCUUCUUCAACCUCUCUCAUCAACAAGCUGUUUUCGCCCAAAGGACUGCCACUGACUGGAUGUUUUUUGUUUGUCACACCAUACUCGGUAUACCCUAGUAGAGGUCGACCGAAUAUGAUUUUUCAACGCCGAUACCGAUAACAAUUUAUUGGAGGACCAAAAAAAGGCGAUACCGAUUAAUUGGAAAAUUUUAUUUAUUUAAAAAAAAAUAUUAUUUUAUUUAUUUGUAAUGAUGACAAUUACAACAAUACUGAAUGAACACUUAUUUUAACUUAAUAUAAUACAUCAAUAAAAUCAAUUUAGCCUCAAAUAAUGAAACAUGUUCAAUUUGGUUUAAAUAAUGCAAAAACACAGUGUUGGAGAAGAAAGUAAAAGUACAAUAUGUGCUAUGUAAGAAAGCUAACGUUAAAGUUCCUUGCUCAGAACAUGAGAACAUAUGAAAGCUGAUGGUUCCUUUUAACCUGAGUCUUCAAUAUUCCCAGGUAAGAAGUUUUAGGUUGUAGUUAUUAUAGGAAUUAUAGGACUAUUUCUCUCUAUACGAUUUGU
Molecule: messenger RNA, 3491 nt
Organism: Oncorhynchus masou masou (cherry salmon)
Lineage: Eukaryota; Metazoa; Chordata; Actinopteri; Salmoniformes; Salmonidae
Product: zinc finger protein OZF-like
Exons: 3
Coding region: 297-1529 (410 amino acids)
Biological process (GO): regulation of transcription by RNA polymerase II
Molecular function (GO): DNA-binding transcription factor activity, RNA polymerase II-specific; RNA polymerase II cis-regulatory region sequence-specific DNA binding
Source: RefSeq, a predicted model, not a curated record